Molecule: messenger RNA, 513 nt
Organism: Scomber scombrus (Atlantic mackerel)
Lineage: Eukaryota; Metazoa; Chordata; Actinopteri; Scombriformes; Scombridae
Gene: adm2b
Product: adrenomedullin 2b
Exons: 2
Coding region: 1-513 (170 amino acids)
Biological process (GO): positive regulation of heart rate; adenylate cyclase-activating G protein-coupled receptor signaling pathway; regulation of systemic arterial blood pressure
Cellular component (GO): extracellular region
Molecular function (GO): hormone activity
Source: RefSeq, a predicted model, not a curated record
AUGUGCGCACUGCUCCCGGCGUGGCUGUGCCUUCUACUCGGCCUCCUGCCUCUGGAGAUCCAGUCCCGAGCUUUAACUCCGCAGAGCCCCAGUCACAGACACAGGUUCAAUUCACCAAAAACCUGCAAACACCCAAAGUCUUCUUACACUGCUAUCAUGUCUGCUGUGUCUGAUCUCUCUGUUGUCCUUGACAACCACAUCACCCAGGGAGAUAGACAUAUCAUCUGGAAGGCGCUCUUACACAAAGAUCCCCCACCGAGGUUGUCCGAACUGUUGCUUAACGAAAAAGAUAACGUGCUACAGGAAGCGCCAGUCAAGCAGCGAGGGUCACGAAGUCGUCGUCAUGCCAACAAUGGCGGCGGAAGGGGCCACGGACAUCUGAUGAGGGUGGGGUGCGUCCUGGGCACCUGUCAGGUUCAGAACCUCAGCCAUCGUCUCUACCAACUGAUUGGACAGAGUGGGAGGGAAGACUCCUCUCCCAUCAACCCUCGUAGUCCUCACAGCUAUGGCUAA